UAUUCACUACAAAUAGAUUGAAAUGCCACAAAGGCAGUUGAGCAGUUCGUGAUUAGCAGUUCCCCUAUUCCUCCCAUCCCCAUCCUCCCUGAUGAUCCCCCCGCUCCACUAGUCGUAUCUCCCUCUCCUCGCCUCCGCUCUCCUCGCCUCCGCUCUCCUCCCCUCUCUCCGGUCCUCGGCCGGCGGCCCCUCAAACCCUAGCCCCGAGCGCGAGCGCGGCGGAGAUGGAGCAGCACGUGCUGGUGGCGCUCGCCCUCUCCUUCGUCGGCGGCCUCAGCACCUCCCUCGGUGCGCUGCUUGUGAUCGUCAACCCUUCCCCUGACCUUAAGAGGCUCGGCCUCCUCCAGGGUUUUGCUGCUGGACUUAUGUUGAGCAUCUCGUUUCUAGACUUGGCACACAACGCACUCAACUCCAUUGGCUUCUUGAAGGCCAAUCUAUGGUUUUUUGCAGGAGUUCUUUUCUUUGGGUUCGUUGUCAAGUUUAUUCCAGAGCCAACCUUUGUGCCAACAACUGAUGCAAGCAAGAAAAAGCAGACUGAUGAUGACGGGUCGGGCAAAGAUAUGAUGAAAAAACAUCGCCGGCAAGUCUUAUUCAGUGGCAUCAUUACUGCUGUUGGAAUUAGCUUGCACAAUUUUCCUGAGGGAAUGGCGGUAUUUCUUGGAUCCGUGAAGGGUCUUCGCGUGGGAGUUAACUUGGCUUUCGCUAUUGCUUUACAUAACAUACCUGAGGGGGUUGCUGUAGCUCUGCCACUCUAUUUUGCUACCAAAAGCAAAUGGCAAGCAUUUAAAUAUGCAACACUCUCUGGUUUGGCUGAGCCACUAGGAGUAUUUUUUGUAGCUGUCUUGUUUCCGAGCAACUUAAAUCCUGAAAUUCUUGAAGGCCUACUUGCAUCAGUUGGUGGUGUUAUGGCUUUCCUCACUUUGCAUGAGUUGUUACCUCUAGCAUUUGACUAUGCUGGCCAGAAGCAAGCUGUCAAAGCAGUCUUUGUUGGCAUGGCCGUCAUGUCUGCGAGCUUGUAUUUCCUGGAGAUCAGCCUACCGAAGGAGAUCAGCUUGUAACAUAUGACUGCACCACUGCAACUAUACCAGGUGUUCAUAGUGUCUUCUGAAGCCCGAGAACUUUGCCACACAUCAACCUUUCUUUGCGCUCUGAAGGCAAGGACCAAGAAACACGAUGGGAUUGCGUUGGCCAUGUGUAGCAUACACUAUUACUCCUGGUCAUUGUGUCUGACCGUUGUUUACUAGGAAAUAUAGCAGUGUGGCGACCCAUAUGCGGUGGCUGGACAUCCCUCAUUUUGUUGUUUAAGAGAACCAUAUGGGGUGAAAGAUACAACCGUUGGGUUUGUUGUCCAGUAAGAGGAUGCAACUAGAACUGAUUUGUGGCAUUUUCGCCGGCCGAUUUGACACUUGUUAAAUACCUGCUCACAAUCAUGGCUCCAGACUGCAGUUGGUCCUGUUAACCCUUUUGAUUGUGUUGAAAAUUUAUACAUCUUCAAUUUCUUUUC
Messenger RNA from Aegilops tauschii subsp. strangulata, 1504 nucleotides. Its product is annotated as zinc transporter ZTP29. Gene Ontology annotation, biological process: zinc ion transmembrane transport. Gene Ontology annotation, cellular component: membrane. The record is from RefSeq and is a predicted model, not a curated record. NCBI's taxonomy places the organism in Eukaryota, Viridiplantae, Streptophyta, Magnoliopsida, Poales, Poaceae. Gene Ontology annotation, molecular function: zinc ion transmembrane transporter activity.